This is a messenger RNA of Salarias fasciatus (jewelled blenny), 1698 nucleotides long. RefSeq names its product kelch-like protein 23. The transcript has 3 exons. Gene Ontology annotation, molecular function: protein binding. Lineage: Eukaryota; Metazoa; Chordata; Actinopteri; Blenniiformes; Blenniidae. The coding region runs from base 1 to 1698 and encodes 565 amino acids. The record is from RefSeq and is a predicted model, not a curated record.
AUGGCCUGCAGAUCUGACGCUGAACUGAAAACUCAGAGUGUUAAACUGACACUCAUUUCUGGGCAAAGAGACAAACAGGAAGAUGAAUCUUCUUUCUCAGGAGAGGACUCUGAACUUGGUGUUAUCCCUGAUGCUGUUCUACAAGUGCAAGGAGAGAAUUUCUAUGUGAAUCGUCAAUAUCUGUCCCUCCAGAGCCCCUACUUCAGGGCUCUGUUUUUCGGCUGUGGUGUGGAGAGCAACAGAAGCCAGGUGGAAAUUAAAGGCGUGCAGCUGCAACAUUUCAGGGCCUUGAUGGACUACAGCAGAACGUGCAACCUAACUUUGGAAAGAGAGAAUGUUCUGGGCAUUCUUGAGACUGCAGACUUUUUGCAACUGGAUCGAGCUAGACUGCUGUGCUGCAAGUUUCUUGAGCGUGAACUGCACCUCACUAAUUGUCUGGGAAUGAUGGCCUAUGCCUGGCAGCUGGGUUGCAAACAGCUUUACACUGCAGCUAGACAUGUGGCCCUCACACACUUCUCCGCUAUCAUUUCUGAAGAGGAUUUUUUGUCCCUUUCCAAGGACACACUAGCAGCUCUAUUAGCCAGUGAUGACCUGGCUAUUUCUCAUGAUGACUUAGCCCUGGAGGCCACCUUGCGUUGGGUUUCAUUUGACCCCAAACGAGAAGAAUAUUUCCUGGAGCUCAUUGAGCUGGUGAGACCAGAGUCUCUGUCUUUGCCUUUUAUUACUGAUCUUUUGACCAGAAUGAAAAGUUCUGACCCCAGAGCUAAGCUCAUAUGCAAGCUGAAUGAGCAUUUUCCAGCAUCUUGGUCGGUGGGCAGGUCAGUUAAAAGGACCAAGGGCAGAGAGACUCUGUAUGUUCUGGGUGGACCUCACGAUCAGGAGCAACAGGCACUGUACCAGUUCCACCCAGUGAGUGGUCGAUGGCAGUGCUGUGCAUCUCUGCAGAGGAAGAACCUUACACAGUACUCUGUUGCAGCAGUAGGAGACAGUUUAUUUGUAACAGGUGGAUACUACCGAGAUGUGCUGUGGUUCAGUGUGGACUGGGUCAGGAUAUACGAGUGUGCAAACCAGCGCUGGGUGGAUGGUCCAGCCCUGCAGAAAUCCAGACACAGCCACUGCUCCAUCGGCUUGGAUUCAGUGCUAUAUGUCGUGGGUGGCAGCAUGGACGAAGGGCUUGUGGCUGAUGUAGAAAGGUUGGUCCUGGGGUCACAGGAGGGCUGGGAGGGAGUGAGCCCCAUGAUCAAGGCUGUGGAGAGGGCAGCCACUGUAGCAAUGGAUCUGUGUAUCUAUGUGGCAUGUGGCCUGGAUGAAAAUGGAGAGGCGUAUGGUGGAAUUCAGAGGUACCUGGUGAAGGAGGAUCAGUGGGAUGUGAUAUCUUUUUCUCCAUUUCCACGAUAUGACCUAGUUGCCACAGAGCUCAAUGGCGCUCUCUACCUGUUUGGAGGUCAACCCCUACGCUAUGACCUGGAGACAGAUGAGUGGAAUGUCGUAGAGGAAGAGUGUCUGCACGGAAAGUUCUUUUGUGGUUGCACCACAGUCAGCGGACAGAUAUAUCUGGUCAGUGAAAGGAAGAGCAACAAAGCAGUCCCAAACAUGAUCCUGCUAGACCCUUACAUCGACACCUGUAUAGAAGUAGAUGAUGCCAUACCUUGUCCCGUGCCCAUCAAAGGCUGUGUUACAAUGAAAAUGGUCACAUGA